Ctenopharyngodon idella (grass carp) is the source of this 1969-nucleotide messenger RNA. It is a transcript of the gene mpnd, whose product is annotated as MPN domain containing. Gene Ontology annotation, molecular function: metallopeptidase activity; polyubiquitin modification-dependent protein binding. NCBI's taxonomy places the organism in Eukaryota, Metazoa, Chordata, Actinopteri, Cypriniformes, Xenocyprididae. The record is from RefSeq and is a predicted model, not a curated record. Gene Ontology annotation, biological process: double-strand break repair. The coding region runs from base 178 to 1554 and encodes 458 amino acids. Gene Ontology annotation, cellular component: BRCA1-A complex; BRISC complex. The transcript is spliced from 13 exons.
ACCACACUGCAGACACACACACGCCUUCAUUUUAUGUUUUUGAAUAACAGCCUGGUGGCGAGUGUCCGCACAGAAGUGUUAUAUUAACACCGCUAAACUGAAGUGGCGGAAAGAAAGACAUCACAUCAGUCUGUGGAGCAGUUUCAGGUCAAAGCGUUUUCCGACGAUUAUCACGAAAUGGGCUCAGAGCCACCUUCGUCUCCUCAGGUUGUCGAAGAAGGAGCGGAUGAAGAGGAUGAGGAGUUGAGUGGGGCUGAAGAUGCUGACCUGAGGGCUUCCUCUGGGAGGGGGUCCCUCCUGACCAGGAGAGGCAUCACACUAAGAGUCCUCUUAAAAGAUGGCCUUGUGGAGCCUGGAGAUGGCGUUCUGUCCAUACACUACCUGGGUAAAAAGUUUGUUGGAGAUCUUUUGAAUGAUGGGAAGAUCCGUUGGGUGGAGACCGGCCAGAUCUUUAACUCUCCUAGUGCCUGGGCAACACACUGUAAGCGCCUGGUGAACCCGGCCAAGAAAUCUGGCUGUGGCUGGGCCUCGGUGCGGUAUCGUGGACAGAAACUUGUCCAGUACAAAACCACCUGGCUGCACAAAUACCAACCCAGUGCUGACAUGAGCUUAAUAAGUGAAGGAGAGGACGAUGAGAUGGGCGAUGAUGAUGAAGAGGAAGGGAAAACGGCCAUACCAGUAGAGGACAAGAAUAAAAAAUCCAAACCUGAGCUGCACGACAUUAGCCUGAUGCAGAGGAGGGACAGAGAGAGAAUUCCAGUUAGGUAUUGCACUCUUGGCACCAGAGAUGCUACAAGGGAUCCACACACUCUCGUAGAGCUGUCCGCCUUUUCUGCGAUCAACCGCUUCCAGCCUUUUAAUGUAGCCGUUUCCAGCAAUGUUCUGCUGCUGAUGGAUUUCCACUGUCACCUGACCACAAGUGAGGUGGUGGGGUAUUUAGGGGGCCGAUGGGACACUAACACACAAUUGCUUACGGUCUUGCGGGCAUUCCCAUGCCGUACACGUUUGGCUGAUAAAGACGCUGCCCCAGCUGUUGAAGAAGAGAUUUGUCAAAAUCUCUUCAUGCGUGGGCUGUCAUUGGUGGGAUGGUAUCACAGUCACCCCCGAGGCCCCGCCCUUCCGUCUCUACAGGACAUCGAUUCGCAGAUGGAUCACCAGCUCCGCCUACAAGGCAGCAGUAACGGUUUCCAGCCCUGUCUGGGGAUUAUCUGUGGACCCUAUUAUCAUGGCAACCAAGGUGUGGCCUCCACCAUCACGCCAUUCUGGGUAGUUCCCCCUCCUGAGCAACGGCCCAAUGAUUACGGCAUCCCAGUGGCAGUAGAGGUCACAUACGUGCAAGACAACUUCCUCACUACAGAUGUCCUCAAUGAGAUGAUGCUGUUGGUGGAGUUUUAUCGGUCUGCUCCUGACCUGGUGCAGUUCAGUCAGAUGUGGAGUCCUAAUACCUCAAUACUCGAUAAAAUCAAGGCUUCUCUAAGUGGCCACGCACCCAAAGACCAGGCGUACGCACAGAUCCUGGAGCACGUGUACAACCAACUUCGCAACUCUCAGUGACCAGAGCAGUUUAUGUCUGUGCAUUUGUGUUAAGCUGUAGAACUGUUGACCUGGGACCUCCCGCCCUGUGCAUUACCGUCUGUGCACUGUUAUACUGUAUAUGAAAUGCCUUCAUGGAGGAUAUAUCAUAUAUGCUUCCGUCCAAACUGUUGCCUUUAGGACUGUUAGGUCUGUAUCACUGGCUGUGGUUUAUGAGAUUCUGCCAUAUCUGUGCUGUGAAACUUGUCUUCCUGUGUGGUAGGAACGUCUGGUGGGUAGUUAGCAAAGAAAAGACGGGUAAUUGAGUUCUUUCUCUCUCUUUUGACUAGUAUUUAUAUGUUUGUGUGGUUAGAUUUGUGCCAUGUUGACUACGCAAUAUGGGAACAAUGCCUUUUACCUGCUGAAUACCUUAAAAUAUACACUGGAACAAAUUAAA